Molecule: messenger RNA, 915 nt
Organism: Miscanthus lutarioriparius
Lineage: Eukaryota; Viridiplantae; Streptophyta; Magnoliopsida; Poales; Poaceae
Source: the annotation of a GenBank genome assembly
AUGUGCGGCGGCGCCAUCCUCGCGGAGCUGAUCCCGCCAACGCGGUGCGUGGCAUCGAAGCCGGUGACUGAAGGCCACCUCUGGCCGGCGAGCUCCAAGAAAGCCGGCAGCGGUAGGGACAAGAGGCACCACAACGAAUACGCCGACGAUGACUUUGAGGCCGCCUUCGAGGAGUUCAACGACGACUUCGACGUGCUUGAAGACGACGAGGACCACUUGGUGUUCUCCUCCAAAUCCGCCUUCUCCCCAGCCCACGACGACGGGCGCGCUGCGCGGGCGGCGAGGAGCCAGAACAAGCGAGGCCGCCGCCCCUUCCACGGCAUCCGGCAGCGCCCCUGGGGCAAGUGGGCGGCGGAGAUCCGCGACCCGCAAAAGGGCACCCGCGUCUGGCUCGGCACCUUCAAUACCGCCGAGGACGCCGCCCGGGCCUACGACGUCGAGGCCCGCCGCCUCCGCGGCAGCAAGGCCAAGCUCAACUUCCCCGGAGCAAGCCGCGGCAACCCACGAACCGCGCCGAAACCGCAGCACCCUGGUGCUGCAGCAGUAGCACAGCCCGCUCUGCUGCUUCCAGGAGAGAAGCAGAGGCAGGAAGGGAUUGCCGUGAAGCCUGAAGCUAUGGACUCCUUCGACGUGGGCAGCUUCUUCGACAUGACCUUCCCCACCUUCCCCGCCGCGCCGCCGGCCAUGGAGAGCUCCUUCGCCGGCAGAGGCGGUGGCUCCGCGCUAGAGCUCGCUCACGAGCUGGCGUUGGAUCCAUUUAUGUUACUGCAGAUGACCUACUCGGGCGGGUACGAGUACGAUUCCCUGGACGGCCUUUUCGCCGCAGAGGCCGUGCAGCAGGAAGUGAACACCGACAUGAACGGCGUCAGGCUGUGGAGCUUCGACGACUUCCCCGUCGACGGCUCUGUUUUCUGA